This is a messenger RNA of Pygocentrus nattereri (red-bellied piranha), 1387 nucleotides long. Its product is annotated as SLAM family member 9-like. Lineage: Eukaryota; Metazoa; Chordata; Actinopteri; Characiformes; Serrasalmidae. The record is from RefSeq and is a predicted model, not a curated record. The transcript is spliced from 6 exons. The coding region runs from base 245 to 1174 and encodes 309 amino acids.
UAUCUAAAAUGCUGCCUCUUCCUUUCAUAACACUAUCAUCUGAUCCAGGCACAGUGUGUAAGAUGGUGAAACAGCCAGUUAAACUCCAUGACAGCUUUUCACGCAGUGCAUGAGGGCUAGCCCAGCCUAGCCCAGCCCCUAGAGCCCUGUGUGUUUCUUUUGUUUUCUAUGAAUCUGAGAAGAAACUGACGAUGGAGUUGAAGAGUUAGUAAAUGAAGCUGGUUUAUUAGAAUGGCUGGUUAAGAUGUUCUCAGAAUACAGGAUUCAUCCAGCUCUGCUUCACCUGCUUUACUGUCUGCUGUGCUCAGGUGGAGAAGAGGUUGUUAGACUGCAGGAGCUGGAGGGAAACACUGUAACCAUCCAUACUGGAUUAACUGGAGUUCAGAGUGAUGCUCACAUACUGUGGUUCUAUAGAUCUGAGAGUGUAGAUAUAAAGAUAGUGAUCAGUCAGAUCAUUAGAGGAGAGAUUAUUACAGACUAUUACAGUGAGAGAUUCAGAGACAGACUGCAGCUGAACAGAACCAGUGGAUCUUUAACCAUCAGGAACAUCAGCAGAGAAGAUUCUGGAGUUUAUAAACUACAGAUCAUUACUGGACAUCAGUCAGUCUGGAGUUUCAGUGUUGAUGUCUAUGCUUCAGUAUCAAAGCCGUUCAUAAGAAAUCAGACUGAAAAGUGCUCAGUGAGUCUCAGAGAGUCGUUUUCUUUCCUGUGCUCUGUGGAGAACGGGAAGGAUGUGAGUUUGUCCUGGUAUGAAGAGAAAGAGCGAAUCUCCAGCAUCAGCAGCUCAGAUUCCAGUGAACAUCUUCAUCUUCUUCUGAAUAAAACCAACCCAAACUGUUCUACUUACACCUGUGUAGUUGCUAAUCCAGUUAGUAAUCAGACAGCCCAGCUCGACAUUAUAAACAUCUGCUGUAAAUCAGUCUCAGGUCAGAAUGUUAAGAGAGAUCACUUCAAAUCACUGGCUGCUCUUGGCCUCUUUGUGGCUCUUUCAUUAUUGUUUGUGUGGUUCUGCAAAAAGAAGAAAAAGAAACAAGAUUCUGAAGACGCUGAUCUGAAUUACACUGAAGUAAAAACCCUAACUCGGAAUUCAAGGGCAGCUCCUGAGAUAAACAGAGCUGGAAUGGCAGAAGAAGACCACAGUGGCUCAGUGGAUUAUUCAGAGAUCAGACAUUAACUGUAUUUCAGCAGCUGUAUGUCCUUUUUUUAAUUAUGUUUUACAUUAUUUGCAGAUAGCUGCCUUGUUUUGAUCAGUAUUGGCCAAACUUGUCGUUUACUGUGUGAGCGCUCACCCAAUCCAUUUCUGUAUUUAUGCUGUGUUUAUUGUUUAUGAAUUUUAUAAAAACAUCUCAGUCUGUGCUGGUAUUAAAUUAUAUUUUAUGUCUUUGUA